AUGUUCGGUGUUGUGAUCCACGAGGAAUUGUCAAUCAAAAGAAGCCUGCACUUGAAUUCUCAUCUUGGUGACAAGGCAUUGAGCACACCAGAAGAAGGCUUCUCCAGCUUCAGAGUCAGAAUUAUUGGUUUUUUUCUCAAGAAUAUUUACAAUUCAAUUUCAGAAACAAGUGGCCAAUGCAACAAGGGGAAGACUCGACAUCAAUUUCGACGAGUUGAAGGCCAUAGCAAAAACCGGAAGUCCAGAACUUAAGCUGUUGGCUUCGGCGACAGCUGGUCUCUUAACGCUGGUAAGUUUUGGUUAUUGUACUUAACACUUAAAGGGGUGGUGGCACUAAAAACAAUUUUCCUGCAAUUACGCCAUUCGGUGCAGAAUCCAAAAUAAAGUGCAGUUUCAGUUGUGCAAAAGUGUUAAAAAUCACUUUUAGUAGGUCAUUUGGGCUAAAACCUUUAAAUUAUUUGGCUUAAAAGGGGCGGAGUCGGCUCUAGGUCAUCACGUGAGCUAAAUUGUGAGACAACAUUUUUUAGUGCCACUACCCCUUAAACAAUGCCAGAAAUUCCAGAUGCAGAACGAACGGGAGAGGUCCGCCAGAGUUGCCACAAUCACCAAAAAAAGAUGUGAGGAAGUUUUUCUAGCUACUGUCGCCAGCGAUGCAAAUUCGUACCGCUGA
Molecule: messenger RNA, 670 nt
Organism: Caenorhabditis sp. 36 PRJEB53466
Lineage: Eukaryota; Metazoa; Nematoda; Chromadorea; Rhabditida; Rhabditidae
Source: the annotation of a GenBank genome assembly